Messenger RNA from Gilbertella persicaria, 1149 nucleotides. RefSeq lists its product as uncharacterized. Lineage: Eukaryota; Fungi; Mucoromycota; Mucoromycetes; Mucorales; Choanephoraceae. The record is from RefSeq and is a predicted model, not a curated record. The transcript is spliced from 3 exons. Gene Ontology annotation, cellular component: Noc4p-Nop14p complex; nucleolus; small-subunit processome. Gene Ontology annotation, biological process: ribosome biogenesis. The coding region runs from base 1 to 1149 and encodes 382 amino acids.
AUGCCUGCAUCAGCAAAGAGAAAGAGAGGAGCGAACAGUUCUUCAGAAAGUUUUAAAGAAGUGCGUCAAAAGAUCAGAGCACUUGAAGCAAGUUUAAGCGACAAGUCCAAAUUAAACAAUAUUGUCGAGAUCUUUCAAUAUGCUAAAAGUGAUAACCCUCAAAUAGUUCAUGCUGCCGUCCACUCUUUGGGUCGUGUCUAUACUACUUUGUUGAGCAGUGGCGAUCUUCGUAAACCCAAGCACACAGACGAAAACUCUGCAAAAUUCAAAGUGUAUACUUGGCUUCGAGAAAACUAUCUGGACUAUUUGACCUAUGUUCGCAGUUUGUUAUCCAGUGAUGAACCUGGUCUUCAAUUACCAGCACUCAAUAUAUUGUUGGCCAACAUGAAGGCAGAAUCUGAAAGUUUUAUGGAGCAUCAUGGCAGCUAUCAUUUUGCAAAUGCUGUCUAUGGACCUAUUGUUAAAGAAAUCAUUACCAGUACCAAUUUCAAUGAACAUAUGCGCAAGGAGCUUGUUGAGAAGUAUUUGAAUGUCUAUGACGAUUUAAGACAUUAUUUCUUAAAAGAUGCUGCUGAAGUGAUGGAACAAGCUUACCAAAAGAAAGAAACACAAAAGAAAUCAAGCAGCUAUAAAAAGGUUAAAUUGUCAAAUGAAGCAGACAGUGAAGACAAUCUUCGUUUGAUGGCUACCAAUGUACUUUUGAUUUUAGAAGGCAUUCGCACCAUGCCAACAGAAGCCAAUGAAAUUGACGAAUUCUGGACAGUGAAUCCUAUUCAAUAUGAGCCCAAAUCCAAGCAAGAUAACAAGACAGAUGAUUUGUUGGGUGAUGAGGGCUUAUUGUCUGAUUCAGAACCAGAAAAUGAAGAAACAGCUGCUAAAAAAGAAGGAAAGAAGAGAAAGCAUCCUUUGCUUCAGUUAAGAGUACACAAGCGUGGGUUUUCCGAUUGUUGGCUUAGUUUGAUGAAGUUGCCUUUGACUGAAGAGAUGUACAAGCGAAUCCUGUUGAUUUUACACAAGCGUAUUUUGCCUCAUAUGCAUGAACCUAAAUUAUUGAUGGAUUUCUUGACUGAUUCUUAUAAUGUGGGUGGUGCUGUUAGUUUGUUGGCCUUGAAUGGUUUGUUUACUUUGAUUGUGGACCACAACUUGUAA